Humulus lupulus (European hop) is the source of this 801-nucleotide messenger RNA. RefSeq names its product BURP domain-containing protein 3-like. NCBI's taxonomy places the organism in Eukaryota, Viridiplantae, Streptophyta, Magnoliopsida, Rosales, Cannabaceae. The transcript is spliced from 2 exons. The record is from RefSeq and is a predicted model, not a curated record. Bases 1 to 801 code for a protein of 266 amino acids.
AUGUCUCGCCAAAUAUUCAGUUUCCAAAAGCUCUACGCAAUGUUUUACAGACAGAAAUAUCACUGGUCGAGCUCUUCCAAUAAGGAUAAUAAUAAUGUCAAAAACAGCUCUGUUCUCAAAGCUUACCACAAUCAUAACAACGUUUUCUUUAAACAAAAAGCUCUCCACCCUGGUCAGGAAUUCACACUCCAAUUUCCCGAAUCUAAGUGCAAUGCCAAAUUCCUGCGACGCGAGGUGGCCAACGCCAUACCCUUUUCGAGCAACAAGCUACCUGAGAUUCUCGAAGAGUUUGGCAUCAAACCCGAAUCCGUUGAAGCCGAAACAGUCGAAAGAACUCUUCUGAUGUGCGACGAAUCGGCCAUCGAAGGCGAGACUAAGCUGUGCGCAACAUCUCCCGAAGCACUGAUCGAUUUUGGUGUGUCGAUUCUGGGAAAGAAUGUGGGAGUUUACGCCUCGGAAGUGGACAAGGUUAGUAAUAAGGUGGAGAAGUAUACGAUCGUGAAGUCGAAGAAUGGAGUGAAAAAGAUAGCAGACAAGGGUGUUGUGUGCCACAAACAAAACUAUUUGUAUGGAUUAUUUUACUGCCAUGACAUCGGGUCGACCAAGGCUUUUUUGGUUUCGCUUGUGGGUUCCAACGAGAGCAGAGUUAGUAAAGCCGUCGCCCUUUGCCAUUAUGACACAAGGUUUUGGAACCCUCGUCAUAUUGCUUUUCAGAUUCUUAAUGUCAAGCCUGGAACUGUUCCCAUUUGCCAUUUUCUGCCUAAAGGCCACAUCGUUUGGGUUCCUAAUACUAGUAUAUAA